Messenger RNA from Lutra lutra (Eurasian river otter), 2914 nucleotides. RefSeq names its product oxoeicosanoid receptor 1 (gene OXER1). The record is from RefSeq and is a predicted model, not a curated record. Gene Ontology annotation, cellular component: membrane. The coding region runs from base 1588 to 2538 and encodes 316 amino acids. Gene Ontology annotation, molecular function: G protein-coupled receptor activity. Gene Ontology annotation, biological process: G protein-coupled receptor signaling pathway. NCBI's taxonomy places the organism in Eukaryota, Metazoa, Chordata, Mammalia, Carnivora, Mustelidae. The transcript has 3 exons.
GUUAGUGUGUGUCCUUACUUGUGAAGCAGCUCCCUUCACUGUGUGUGUGGCCCAUCCAUUCAGCUCUGGUGCUCGUCCCAGGGACAUAGCUCUUAUUGUCCCUCUGCCUCUUGGUCUUUCCCACUUAUUCUUUUCAGAUGACUUUUAAAAAUAGCAUCUGUUGGGUUUUUUCCUCCCUAGUAACAAGUGAUGUAUACUAAUUGUAGAAAGCAAAAAUACUUAAAAACACAGGAUCCACCACCUGGAGUAGACCACAGUUAACACAUGAAGGUCAUGGUAACCAAAGUGGUAUCAGGAACUUGGCAGUGGGCCGGUGUCUGCUCCUCGGCUAUGUACAGGCACCAUGUCCAAAGACCCAGAAGGCUCCUGGGUGCUCUGCAAGGUUCUGGAGUGCUGGGAACCCUAGAAGCAGCUGUGGGUAGAGACAAAACCCAGAACCUACAGCAGAGACCAGAGCUCAGUUUCCUGGGACUUCAGCGAGAAAUCCAGAAGGGGUUGCAGGUGGGGCCAAGAAGAAACACGGCUGCCUCCCCCUACAAACUCACACAGUCCAAGAGGUGAAGGCAGAGGCUGGCAUGAACAUGGGCUACAGCACGGCCUUGUACUCUGCAGGAACUGAGGAGAGGACAUGGGGAAUGUCCCAAGGAUGUCCCCUGCACAGAGCCAGGUGGCUAGGAAAAGACAAGCUUUUCCCUAGUGCCCAGGGCAAACCUACUCUGAGAAAAUAAUGCAAAUUAGAUCUGUUUUUCUGAACAUUGGCUCCGUGCUAGGGAACUCCCUAAGAGGUUUAGCAAACAAGCAGCUCUGGUUCUAAACGAGGCCUGUCUGCAUUUAAGGCUCAGGCUGGUGGUCUCACCACCUGACACCCCAUGGUCACAGCCUGUUUGAGCCCGUCUACCUCAGCCUUGGCCAGAUGGGAGCCUGGGACAGAGGAGAGAGGGACCUGGAGGCUCUAAGAGAGGCCAACAGCCACUGUGUCUGAAGCCCCGAGGCCUUGGCCGAGUGGGCAUGCCUGGCCCACUGCUGACUGCAGCCAGAUGGCCAGGGCAGGCAUCUGGAACCGCAGCCUCCCUCGGCCCUGUCCCAGGUCAUGAGGAGCCUGAGGCCCCAGGCACCCCUGAGAACACCAUGCAGAGGUGGAACAGGACUUGCGCCUUGCCUGAGGACAGCCCUGGCCUCUACUGCCCCAUCUGUGGUGAAUGCAGAGUCAGAAUGGCGUGGGGCGCACAGUGGACAGGGCAUCUUGAAGGCUUACUGUAUUGUUCUGUCUGGGGGAGGAGCCCCAGGUCCCAGGUCAGGAGAAACUGGCAGGGGAGCCCUCUGCAUGUGGGAGAUAGUUCAUAGGGUUCAAGGACUUUGGACACUCUGGAAUCGGGGAUCGUGGGGUACAAACAGGCUUAUUCCACAAGGCCAUGAGCACGUGGUCAAGGUAUCGGCUAGACUCCCCACCUCCCUCUCCAGGAACAACAUCCUGUUGGCACCACACUCCCUGCUACUGGAGAUUCAGGCACUGCAGGAGAGGCCUCGGGUUCCUGCUUCCCAGCCUCCUCCCCCACCGUGUCCGCCUUCCUGGCACCGAUCCUGGGUAUGGAGUUUGUCCUGGGGCUGGCGGGGAACAGCUUGGCGCUCUUCAUCUUCUGCUUCCACACGCGGCCCUGGAUGUCGAACACGGUGUUCCUGGUCAGCCUGGUGGUGGCCGACUUUCUCCUGAUCGUCAACCUGCCCCUUCGUGUGGAUUACUACUUCCUGCAUGAGCGCUGGCGUUUCGGGGCCACCGUCUGCAAGCUCAACCUCUUCAUGCUGUCCACCAACCGCUCAGCCAGCGUGGUCUUCCUCACGGCCAUCGCCCUCCACCGCUACCUGAAGGUGGUGCGGCCCCACCACGCGCUGAGCCGGGCCUCCGUGAGGGCGGUCACCUGGGUGGCCGGGGGGCUCUGGGCCAGCAUCCUGCUCCUCAACGGACACCUGCUCCUGGCUGCCUAUCCUGACGGCUCCUGCCUCAGCUACCGGCUGGGCGUCAAGCCCUCGGCUUUGCUCCACUGGCACCAGGCCCUGUUUGUGCUGGAGUUCUUCCUGCCUCUGGCACUCAUCACAUUUGCCAUCGUGAGCAUCGGGCUCAAGAUCCAACGUCGUGGCCUUGGGGGGCAGGCGGGCCCGCGGAGAGCUGUGCGAGUGCUGGCUGUGGUGGUGACUGUCUACACGGUCUGCUUCUUGCCCAGUAUUGUCUUCGGCAUGGCUUCCAUAGUGGCCUUCCGCCUGGGUGCCUGCCCCGCCCUUGACCUCUGCACGCAGCUCUUUCAUGGCUCCCUGGCCUUCACCUACCUCAACAGUGUCCUAGACCCUGUGCUCUACUGCUUCUCCAGCCCUAGCUUCCUCCGCCAGGUCCGGGCCCUGCUGGGCCUCACUGAGGGCUGGCAGGGUUCAGCCAGUGACGAGAGCUCCUACCAGCCAUCUGCCCGGCGCCGGGAGGGCACUCGGAAGGUGCAAGCUGUGGAGAAACUGCAGAUGGAGGUCUCGCUGGAGGGCCCGCUCGAGUAAGAAGGUUCCCUCUCGGGACUAGGGGUUCGCAGGGCCGCAAGAGGAAGCACGGCUGGGCUCUGACCUGGAGGGAGAAGGUUGCCAGCAUAGGGCGCCUCGACCAACUGGAUGUCGGCAGGAGCCAGGUGGGUGGCAGGGGAAGGAAAGGGUCUCGACCUUCCAGAGCAGUGUGUCCCAGAUGAUAUCCCCAGAGUGCAGGAAAGAGCCCGACGGCAGGUGGAGACAAGACAGGGGCUGUAGCAGCUCCCCUCCAGACAAAGGGCCACACAGCUGCCCAGUCCAGGGGGAGAGCACAAGUCUUGCUUUGGAGGUUGGACAGCGCACAUUUUCAUCAUCUCCAGCUUGUCCCUUUCAAUGCUAAUAAACUGCCUUUUGA